Culex pipiens pallens (northern house mosquito) is the source of this 1035-nucleotide messenger RNA. Its product is annotated as general odorant-binding protein 28a-like. Gene Ontology annotation, molecular function: odorant binding. The transcript is spliced from 2 exons. NCBI's taxonomy places the organism in Eukaryota, Metazoa, Arthropoda, Insecta, Diptera, Culicidae. The record is from RefSeq and is a predicted model, not a curated record. The coding region runs from base 439 to 921 and encodes 160 amino acids.
UUUUGUUAAACAUUGUAUGGUAAGAGUGGAUUUGUCACAAGAUUUCAGACAAUUUUAUUGUUUUUAUUCAAUUAUAGAGUAUUUUUUGAUAAUUGUUGCAUUAAUAAAUAUUGGAUAAAUAUCAAAAUUCAAGUUUUGUGGAGGGUGUUGAACUGUAUUAAAAAUCUGGUGUCACCGAUAAAGUUUGAAAAAAUCCCCAUUUCUAAUUGUAAUGAGAUGCAUCAAACUCCAAAAUCUGCCUCACGUGACAGUUUGAUCUUGUUAAACAAAUAUAUUUUCUCGCGAUACAUUUACGCUACAGUUAUUAAACCAAUUUGUUGAUGAAGAGAUUUACAAUGAACACGUGUGACUGCACGAUGUGCCGUACUAUGCAACUUGUAAUUUACAACAAUCAGAUAAAUCCAGCGUUUUGUACUAGGUCACACAAAAUCGUAUAUCAUGGAACGGCCGCGAAAGCAAUUCAACAGUGGUUCUCUCUAUACUCCCAAAGUUGGUUGUACAAAGCUUGGAAUAAUGCAGAACUUUUGUAUCAUAAGUUUGUUGCUAGUAUUGGCGCUUAACAGCUGCACGGCCAACAAACGAAUGCUUAAACUGGCGGCCGGAAGCUGCAAGUCCAGCGAGGGAGCCACCGAUGCCGACGUGGACAACCUUGCGGAGGGACGACUGCCGGAGACGCAGGUGCAAAAAUGUCUGUACGCGUGUCUGCAGAAGCAGUUCGGCAUUUCCGACGGGAAAAAGUUCUCCAAACAGGGAUUCCUGAAGCGAAGUAGCGUACUCGUUGGCACCGGAGAUGCCAACAAACGAAAGGCGGAGGAAAUCGCCGACGAGUGUGACGGAAUUGCGAACGAGGAUCGGUGCCAGCUGGGGGCGGACAUUGCCAAGUGUAUAAGGGAUGGACUGAUUAAGCGCAGGAAUCGAUAACCCUUUUGAGUUUUUAGAAUAAACAAUUACAAAAAUAAAUCUAAUCACAUUUGUAUUUAAACAUAUUAUAUCAUCAAGUUAUUUAUCCCAUCGGAAAUUGAAUACAAAUCGAAA